CCCUCGGCCAAGAUGGCGGUCGGCGCGCUUCUCUCCGGCGGGGCGCGAGGCGCGGCGGUGGCGGCUGCUGGUUCAGCUGGUGGCGGAGCCGCGUGUGACGGGAGGCCGCCGCUGCCGGCGCCGUGACCGGCCUCCUCCGCCUCCGAUAGAACUUUCUGGAAUGGAAGAUGGAAGACAGAGGAUCUCGGGUUGCUGACUAUUUUGUGGUGGCAGGAUUAACCGAUAUUUCUAAACCACUUGAGGAGGAAAUUCAUUUCAACGAUGCUUGUCAUAAGCUUGCAAAGCCCAAAGAACCAAUCACAGAUGUGGCAGUGAUCAUUAAAUCCCUUGGGGAAGAAGUCCCUCCUGGAUACAAAUGCAUUGAUGUUACUCCUUCAGGACUGUCUGCUGAUCUCAACAAUGGCAGCCUCAUGGGACCCCAAAUAUAUAUGUGCUACAGGAGAGGAAGGGACAAGCCCCCACUAACAGAUCUGGGGGUUUUAUAUGACGGGAAAGAGAGGUUGAAGCAGGGAUGCGAAAUCAUCCAGACCACUCCGUCUGGCCGCCCUGCGAAUAUCAGCAGCGGUGCCUCGUCCCAGAAAGUGUACAUAACGUAUCGGAGAGCUUUGGAGAACAUGACCCAGAACACCUUGGCGGUCACAGACAUCUGCAUCAUUAUCCCAAGCAAGGGGGAAACCCCGCCACACACCUUCUGUAAAGUUGACAAGAAUCUGAACAAUAGUAUGUGGGGAUUAUCAGCUUACUUGUGUUAUAAGAAAUCUGUGGCAAAAACAAACACCAUAUCAUACAAAGCAGGUCUCAUAUGCAGAUAUCCAGAAAAAGACUACGAUUCAUUUCCUCUGCCAGAGUCGGUCCCUCUUUUUUGUCUGCCAAUGGGGGCAACCAUUGAAUGCUGGCCUUCCAACAGCAAAUAUCCUCUCCCAGUGUUUUCUACGUUUGUGCUCACUGGAGCCUCAGCUGAAAAGGUCUAUGGUGCUGCUAUUCAAUUCUACGAAACGUACUCCGAGGAAAACCUGACAGAAAAACAGAAGGCUCAACUGGGCUUCAUGGCCCUGCCCAGCUCCAAAACUGUUCAGACGAACAAGUGCAUCUGCCUACUGUCCCACUGGCCAUUCUUUGACGCCUUCAAGAAAUUCCUCACUUUUCUUUACCGCUAUUCAAUAUCUGGUCCACACGUCCUUCCUAUUGAGAAGCAUAUUUCCCAUUUUAUGCACAAGGUUCCUUUUCCAUCUCCACAAAGACCAAGGAUUUUAGUUCAGCUAUCACCCCAUGAUAAUCUGAUUCUUAGUCAGCCCAUAUCAUCACCUGUACCGCUGAGUAGCGGAGGGAAGUUUUCUGCUCUUCUGCAGAAUCUGGGACCUGAGAAUGCUGUAAAUCUCCUAGUCUUCGCGGUGACAGAACAUAAAAUCCUCAUCCACUCUUUACGCCCUUCUGUCCUCACCAGCGUAACUGAAGCCCUGGUCUCUAUGAUCUUUCCUUUCCACUGGCCAUGCCCGUACAUUCCUCUCUGCCCUCUAGCCCUGGCUGAUGUUCUGAGCGCACCGUGUCCAUUCAUAGUGGGAAUUGAUUCCAGAUAUUUUGAUCUUUAUGACCCACCGCCAGAUGUUAGCUGUGUUGACCUAGAUACAAACACCAUUUCACAGCCAGGAGAUAAGCGAACGAUCGCAUGGAAGAUCUUGCCGAAGAAGCCUUGUAAGAAACUGAUGAGCACUUUAAAUCACUUGUAUCAUCAGCUGGCAGCAUUGCAGCAAAGACCCCGUGACGAUGCUUUAAUGGAGCUGGCUAUGAAUGACUACGAUUUUCAAUCAGGCUCCAAGCUGCAUCUGUUAGAUGUAGAAAUUCAAGAGGCAUUUCUCACAUUUAUGGCUUCGAUCCUGAAAGGUUACAGGUCCUACCUACGCCCUAUUACGCAAGCCCCUUCGGAAACUGCCACUGAUGCAAGUUCCCUGUUUGAACUGCAAGGAUUCUUGAAAAGCCGUGAUCGUUCACAUCAAAAGUUUUAUACUAUGAUGACUAAGACCCAGAUGUUCAUUCGCUUCAUUGAAGAAUGCUCUUUUGUUAGCGAUAAAGAUGCAAGCCUUGCGUUUUUUGAUGACUGUGUAAAUAAAGUGGAUGUAGACAAGACAGGCGACACGCGGCUUAUAGAACUCGAUGAGUCCCACAAGAGCGAGCACACCGUCUUCGUAACUCCCCCAGAGAUUCCUCACCUGCCCAACGGAGAGGAACUCCCAUAUCAAUACAGCUACAGUGGAUUUCCGGUACUGAAGCAAAAUUUAUUUGAGCAGCCAGCAGGACUUCUGACAAUACAAAACAGCAAAUUGUCUUCGAAAGUCAGCAGCCCAAACAGUCCUUUGCCAGUGUUCAGAAGAACAAAACAGGAAAUCAAGUCUGCGCACAAGAUAGCCAAGAGAUAUUCCUCCAUCCCGCAGAUGUGGUCCAGGUGUUUGCUUCGCCAUUGCUACGGCUUGUGGUUUAUCUGCCUACCUGCUUACAUCCGCGUUUGCCAUUCCAAAGUGAGGGCCCUCAGGACAGCCUACGAUGUCUUGCGCAAGAUGCACACGAAAAAAAUAGAGCCACCCGAUGAGGUAUGCUACCGAGUCUUGAUGCAGCUCUGUGGGCAAUACGGUCAGCCUGUCUUAGCCGUGAAAGUCCUUUUCGAGAUGAAGAAAGCUGGCAUUGAUCCUAAUGCCAUCACCUAUGGUUACUACAAUAAGGCUGUUUUGGAAAGUAGCUGGCCAUCAAGCAAUCGGAGUGGCUACUUCCUGUGGACCAAGAUAAGAAAUGUCAUUUUAGGAAUAACCCAGUUUAAAAGAGUUCUAAGGAAGCAGCCUGCAAAUGGCAUCCACAAAGCUCUUUCUGGGGACCAUUCUGAUCUGUUAUAUAAGUUGUCUAAAGAUGCAGUUAAGCAAGGAAAAACAAACAUCCAGAACAGCAUUGACCAAAGAUAUGAGAAAAAAGAGAGCGACUCAAGUUCCUUGUCUGAAAUUGAGAGUGGAAAGGAAAGUGGUGAUUGCCUCCCCGCGUUAAAUUAUCAAAAUUCCACCUGUGCCAAGCUCGGUUCAAGGAUUGUUCGUGUUAAUGAUACAACUGGCAAAAUAUCAGAUGCAGCCGGAGACAGGGCUAUAGAAACCUCUGCAGGAUUGCUCUUCUCUUGUUUUGACAAUAUCAAUAAAACGGGAGUCGCUAAGGCUGAAAAGCUGAGAAACAGGCAUUUAAGUGCAGCUGAAACGGAACACAAAUGGAAUGUUUGGCGCAACAGAAAGCUGAGCGGAGAUGCUCUAAUGGAGCUCAUGAAGAAUCAGAUCAAUCAGGAAGCCAGGCCUGAAGAAAUUGUGGAGAAACUGGGCGUGGAUGCUGAAAUCCUCACUAAAAUGUUUGAGAAAAGAAUGAGGCCGAAGACCCUUGACCUCCGGCCGGCUGCUUUGGGACCUGCUCGGAAGAGCCAUCGGGAGAAAGAGUCUAGCGAUGAAGACGUAGCCUACGAGAACGGCCUACUGGAUAAGACCGAGUCGCCGGUUAUAUUCGAUUUGGAAGACCUGGAUAACGAACCCAUCCCGCAAGUGAAACCCGUGAAGCCGAUGCAUAAAAAGGCCAAGAAGAUUCAGCGGGCUGUCAGUGUUCCCGUGAAGCCCGUCGAGAAAGUUAAUGUUGAAACUGGCUUUGAUCCACUCUCCUUGCUGGCAGCUGAGACGGGACAAGGGAAGGAAGAGGAGGAGGAAGAGGAGGAGGAGAAAAGGGUCUCCACCCCGUCAGCAAGGCGCGAUUUAGCUGAAGAGAUCGAGAUGUACAUGAAUAAUAUGAGCAGCCCUUUAACAAGCCGGACGCCCAGCGUCGAUCUGCAAAAGGCCUGCGGCGACAAGAACCCCAACAAAAGGAGUCCAACCUUAGGCCAGCCGUGCCGAAGAUCAAGCCUCCCGCCAAACUCACCCAGGUCGAUAGUGCUCCCCAAAUCCAAGAGCUACCAGGUCAGAAACGAAAGAGGAAGGGACCGGCUUUGGUCCUCUCCCGUGUUCUCUCCCAACAAUUUGUCAAGGGGGCAACCUCAAGACAUAGCCGGGGCAGUGACGCUCGCCUCUCCAACCUCCUUCAACCUGGACACGCUCCUGACGCCGACGUUCGAUGUUCUGAAGAGCAGCAUGUUUUCUGCAGGAAAAGGGGUGGCAGAGAAGGCCAGCAGGUGGUAUUCGAAGUUCGCCACCUACGCAGCAGCGUCGAAGGAUCAAAACUCGGACCGAGCGAGCUUGUCGUCGCUUGGGGCCCUGGAUUCGGAAUCCGCCUCGCUAACCGAUGAAGACAUGUGCAACGACCUGGAAAGCAGCUCCUCUCCUCGAGAUGACGCAUCGUCGGCCUUCAAGGGCAUCGGCCUGAGCUCCACCAGUCUUGAAAGCGCCGCUUCUCACAACGGCUCCUCAAAGCCUUCCUCGCAUUGCGGCUCCUUUUCCAAAUCAGAGAUGGUUUCCUCCUGCAGUCCAAGCAGCACGAGCGUCUUCCAGAAUUACGCCCUGGAGGUCCUGAUCUCAAGCUGUUCCCGAUGUCGAACCUGCGACUGCCUGGUUCAUGACGAAGAGAUCAUGGCAGGCUGGACGGCGGACGACUCCAACCUCAACACCACCUGCCCCUUCUGUGGAAAUCUCUUCUUGCCUUUCCUGAAUAUUGAGAUCCGAGAUCUCCGGGGACCUGGAAGGUACUUCUUAAAGCCCAGUCCUUCUUCGGAAACUAUCCAGCUUCCAUCCUCUGGGGUGAACCAGGCCGGCAAAACCUGCAUUGCUGAUCCCCUUUCAGGGUUUACUACCACUUUAAUUCCAGCUCAAAAUGACGUCGUUUCAGAAAGCAGCUGCAAGGCAAAACAUUUGGACACCUUCUGUGCCAAGAGCAUCCAGAUCCCUUCUCAGCGAAGGCAUCCUUCAGCCAAAGAGGAGCCCCUUGGCCAUCCCCUGUCAAGAAGCGUCAGUGCGUACAGUUCUUUAGAGAUAGAUGAAGUGGGAGUCCAUCCCCACAACCGUGUGGUGCCCACGGGGAGCUUGCCUGCAAAUUUCCAGCAGAGAAUGGAGUCUGUGCAGCUGGAGUGGCAUCUGCCUAGCCCGGAGCCCAUCACCGUUCCUUAUCUAAGUCCUCUCGUUGUCUGGAAAGAGCUUGAGAGCUUAUUGGAAAAUGAAGGAGAUCACGUGAUCACCGUGGCUGAAUUUGUGGACCAUCACCCCAUCGUCUUCUGGAACCUGGUCUGGUAUUUCCGGCGGUUGGACUUACCCAGUAGUUUGCCCGGAUUGAUCCUCUCCUCUGAACACUGCAAUAAAAAUUCCAAGAUACCCAGAAACUGCAUCUUGGAGAACAGCAAGCAUGUUCUGAUUCAGAUGUUGUGGGACAAUAUGAAACUCCACAAAGAUCCAGGACAGCCCCUCUAUAUUCUGUGGAACGCCCAGACUCAGAAAUACCCAGUGGUCCAUUUACUGCAAAAGGACGACAGUUUCUUUAACCAGGAGCUCUUAAGAAGCAUGGUCAAGAGUAUUAAGACAAAUGAUGUCUAUGGACCAAUGAGCCAGAUCCUAGAGAGGCUGAACAAAGGACCACAGAUCAAAAGGCAGAGGAGUCUUUAUAGAGAGAUACUAUUUCUCUCUCUCGUUGCUCUUGGAAGAGAUAAUAUCGAUAUAGAUGCUUUCGACAGAGAAUACAAGAUGGCUUACGAUCGUCUCACCGCGAAUCAGGUCAAGAGCACCCACAACUGUGAUCGGCCACCAAGUACCGGUGUGAUGGAGUGUCGAAAGACAUUUGGGGAGCCGUAUCUCUAGAUGGAAUCAUGGCGCGUCAUGAAGUGCUUUGUAGGUGAACAGUAAAAACAGCCGCCGCAGACUCUCCUCCUCUGAGAAGAAGCCUCUGGGCCUUUCUCUAGAGGAGAAUUCCUGCAAGGAACACAGUCCAGGAUUACGAAAGACCCCUCUCCCUUCCCGGGCUCUCUUUUCAUCUUGACGCAGAGAUAAGCCAUGUGGCGCAGAACACGGAGCGUUUUGCGGCAGAAAAGGGCAAAUCAGGAUGGACCAGAAACACGCAGGGAAGGGAGCAUGCAUCAAAUAAGCUUUUGAAAUAAACUGUUUGCCGAGGAGGUGCAAAAAGUGACAGAAAGCAGGCCAGAAUUAUAUUAUAACAGAUUUUAAAUUAUUUAUAGCAAGUUCAUAUUUUUUUAACUUUUUAAAUUCCAAGAGUGAACCGAGGGACUUCAUUGCCUGAACAAUAUUUUUCAGAAUAUUGCUGUGUAUAGCAACAGGUCUGAUUUCCCCCCACCCCCUUCCUUUUUUUCUAAAGAAACACCUCUUUUGUUUAGCUUUUUUUUUUUUUUAAUGUAACAGAGAACUUUCGGUACUAUGUUUCCUAUCCUGCAAAAUCUAUAUUUACGUAGCUCGUUUUAGCUGACAAGUAUUGCUGACUGAGUAACAGGAAGCUUGGUAAGUUAACCAGAUUUGUUACAGUUUGAACACUGAAGCUGAUGUCACUUUCCUUCUGUCCCCCCCCCGCCCCCCCCGAGCUGAGAUUCUCCAAUAUUUUUCUGUAAAAAAUCAUUGAAUAUUAGAAGCUGAAUCUUUGCAAAGAACAGUCUAAAGGCAUCUGUGGAGCAGAGUGCAUGCAUCUCUGUACAGCUAGUCCUUGAAUUAACGACCACAAUUGGGACCAGAAUUCCCGUCACUAAGCAAAGCAAUUGUUAAACGGGUCAUACCUGAUGUUACAACCUUUUUGCCAUGGUUAUUAAGCAAAUCACUGCCAUCGUUAAGUCAGUUCUUAAAUUAAUCCAGCUUUCCCCACUGACUGGGAAGGCCAGAAGUGGUGAUUACACGAUUCCAGGACAUUGCAACCAUCGUAAAUACAUGCCAAGCAUCCCAAUUUUAACCACAUAAAUUGGUGCCGUGAUGCAAGUCACUUUUUUUUAAAGCGCUGUUGUAACUUUAAACAGUCGCUUACAGGAACGGUUGUAAGUCGGGGACUAUCUGUAUAUUGCAUAAGGAGCUGAGCAUUUGGAAGGCUGCAAAAUAUUCAGGCAGAAUUGCGUCUUUUCACUUUCUAUUGUUCAUGUCUGUGCUUCUUGGUUUUCUAAGAACCGGAGGAGUUGGCUUCCCAUAUUUCAAACUGGCAUAUUGAUGGAGAAUUAGGUGUCUGUAAAAGCAACUCCCUGCCAGAGGUGCACAGUGCUUCAAAUUCAGAUCCUGCGCACUGCCAAAGAUGCUUUGGAGGGCUUAGGAACAUGGGAAUAGCAUCUGGAAGCAGCCGUGUCUUCCCUAUAUUGGGCAUGAGUGAUCCUUGAAAAAGACACAGUUGAUUUCCAAAAUGUUAUUCUUAUGGUUUCAUCUUUCUUAUUAUCCAAUUCAGGAGUCUCCAAACUCGGCAACUUUAAGACUUGUGGACUUCAACUCCCAGAAUUCCCCAGCCAGCGUAUGCUCCC
Messenger RNA from Thamnophis elegans (Western terrestrial garter snake), 7426 nucleotides. RefSeq names its product DENN domain containing 4A (gene DENND4A). Lineage: Eukaryota; Metazoa; Chordata; Lepidosauria; Squamata; Natricidae. Gene Ontology annotation, molecular function: protein binding. The transcript is spliced from 31 exons. Gene Ontology annotation, cellular component: cytoplasmic vesicle; ESCRT I complex. The record is from RefSeq and is a predicted model, not a curated record. Gene Ontology annotation, biological process: regulation of Rab protein signal transduction. The coding region runs from base 168 to 5786 and encodes 1872 amino acids.